Epinephelus lanceolatus (giant grouper) is the source of this 751-nucleotide messenger RNA. It is a transcript of the gene fgf5, whose product is annotated as fibroblast growth factor 5. NCBI's taxonomy places the organism in Eukaryota, Metazoa, Chordata, Actinopteri, Perciformes, Serranidae. Gene Ontology annotation, molecular function: growth factor activity. The record is from RefSeq and is a predicted model, not a curated record.
GGAAGAAUGAAUGUUCCUCUUUACCUUCUGACCGUCGCUCACUUGAUUUGCGCCGCCGCCGGAGCAGAGCACGUCUCUUUGGAGCGCCAACUUCUGGAGGAGGGGAUCCGUUCGGGACGCAGGACUUGCAGGCUCUACUGUAGGGUUGGCAUCGGCUUCCAUCUCCAGAUUCAUCCCGACGGCAGAGUCAACGGCAGCCAUGAGCCCAACCAGCUGAGUGUCCUGGAGCUCUUCGCGGUUUCUCAGGGGGUCAUCGGCAUCAAAGGGGUCUACAGUAACAGAUUCCUGGCCAUGAAUAAAAGAGGACGGCUCUACGCCACUGAGUGGUUCACAGAUGACUGCAAGUUCAGGGAACGUUUCCAGGAGAACAGCUACAACACUUACGCCUCAAUCAUCCACAGGAACCACAGGACUGGUCGUGAGUGGUUUGUGGCCCUCAAUAAAAGAGGGAAAGCCAAAAUGGGCUCCAGCCCGCGGGUCAAAUCCCAACAUGUCUCUACACACUUCUUGCCCAGGGUCAGCCUGCACGACAAGAGCGAGCGAGGUUUCACCAUCACAGACAAGAGCAAAGAGAGGAGGAAAACCCCGCCGCUGCCUCCACCAAAACCUCCUCUGGCGAAGGCUGUCCACGCAGGGACAGCACCGAGACGUACGCAAGUCAAGUACUGGCCCAAGUAUCGGUUUGGAUAGACGUCAUGGGGUUUGGCUCUAUCUGGGGGACACAGAGAUCACAGACUUAUAGUGACGGACG